CACAUCGAGCAGGGAGUCAUUUGCAGCACUGGCAAUUAUCAGGCAGACAAAACACUUCCAUCCUGACAGUACAGCUGCAGGAUCUAAAAUGGCUGACUCUGCGACUGUUUUCCAUGGCACGUUCGUACACUCAACAAAGGAGGAAGAUAUGGUGAUUCACAGCGAUAUGGUCAUUGGAGUGAAGCGGGGCAAGAUCAUAUUCAUCGAACAUGAAACAUCUCUUCCCGAUCUGAUGAGCGAAUACAGUGUGCCACGUGACAACGUUCGACAUCUGGAAAAAUGGCAGUUUCUAAUCCCUGGGUUGGUGGACACCCACAUCCAUGCUCCACAGUACACGUUUGCCGGCUCCAACAUGGAUCUACAGCUGUAUGACUGGCUAAACACCUACACGUACCCAACUGAAGCUAAGUUCAAGGACCUGACCUACGCCAUGGAUGUCUACAGCAAGGUUGUGGAUCGAACUCUGAAGAACGGAACAACGACUGCAUGUUACUAUGCUACAUUACACAGAGAUGCGACAAACCUGCUUCUUCAAGUUAUUGAGAAAGCCGGACAGAGAGCCUAUGUUGGGAAGGUAAACAUGGACUGCCGCACCCCCUCCUUUUACCAGGAAACCACGGAAGAGUCGUUGGAAGAAACAGAGAAAUUUGUCGAAUCAACUAUAUCCAAAAAGAACCCAUUGGUAACACCAAUAAUAACACCAAGAUCCAUUGGGACAAGUUCGGAAGAACUUCGUACGUCCCUUGGCCAACUGAGUCAACAGUAUCAACUCCCAGUUCAGACCCAUGUUCUAGAAACCAGGGGCGACUUGGCCACUUUCGACCAUCUCCACGUAUGGGACAAAGCUGGCCUAUUGAAACACAAUACAGUUUUAGCCCAUUGUGUCUACAUGUCAGAGGUGCAGCUCGACCUACUCAGACAGCGCGGUUCCGGCAUAGCCCACUGUCCCAACUCCAACAUCACGUUAAGAAGCGGUUUUCUUGAUGUAAGGAACGUGCUGGCAAAGGGCUGUAAGAUUGGACUUGCAACAGAUGUUUCUGGCGGAUACAGCAGCUCAAUGUUAGAUGCACUUCGCUCUGCUUCUCAAGUCUCGAAAACUAUCGCAAUACAACGUGAGGAAAGGGGAGAGAACUACAAAAUGCUGUCAUACAAGGAACUAUUUCGCCUUGCAACAUUAGGCGGAAGUGAAGUAAUGGGACUGGAUGAGACAAUAGGGAACUUUCAAGUCGGAAAGGACUUUGACGCCAUCGUGGUCGACCCUCUUGUGGAGAACUCUCCUUUUGAUGUCUUCUCUACCGAUACCUUCUCCGACAUCAUACAAAAGUUCCUCUUCUUAGGUGAUGACCGCAAUAUGAUUGAUGUCUUUGUGGCUGGGACUCGGGCUUCUGGACGCUGAUAUUCGAGGAAGAUUAUACAUAUGCAUGUUCUGUGUUUUAACGUCAACGGGGUCUACGGAAAUAAUUACAAUGUACACUGUACAAGAAAAGGACUAUUAUUACAGACAGCUCGCCCACCAUGCCCCAAUAUGGAAAGGUCUCCACCUGUGACUUUCAGUGUUUAUUCGUACGGAGAUAGCCACAGAUCUAACAUACAGAAGUCAUAAGAGCGACAAAAUCAUUUUCGUAUCAUUGGGACAUCUCUCAUAUCCGACACUAUCAUGAGCAAGCGCCAGUCAACAUUAAAUAUAUGUGAUAGCAGGUGUUUGCGAAAAGGAUUUUAAUGGGCAGUGUGACGGAGGUUUCAUUUUGAUAUACCUAUGCCACAUGUUAGCAGAUUCAAUGUUCUAUUGAUUUUAUAAAAGUCAUUUUCGC
Messenger RNA from Haliotis rubra (blacklip abalone), 1811 nucleotides. Its product is annotated as guanine deaminase-like. The transcript has 14 exons. Gene Ontology annotation, cellular component: cytosol. The record is from RefSeq and is a predicted model, not a curated record. Gene Ontology annotation, molecular function: zinc ion binding; guanine deaminase activity. The coding region runs from base 89 to 1396 and encodes 435 amino acids. NCBI's taxonomy places the organism in Eukaryota, Metazoa, Mollusca, Gastropoda, Lepetellida, Haliotidae. Gene Ontology annotation, biological process: guanine catabolic process.